AAGAAGCUUCUUUAAAUGUUGGAAAUAGAACCAUGGAGGUUUGUUCUGUUGGCCUCAAUGGAGGAUUUAUGUUGGAGAUGAAAUGUUGUCGUGUCUCAAACUAACCUUCAUGUCUCUUUAGUUCUGCUCUCACUGAUGAGCUGCAGAACAAACCAGGUGAAGCUGAACCUGAGUCCAAACAGAUCUCAGUUUUUUAAGAGAUUCUGUUUCUCUGAGCUGUGAGGAUGAAGACAGAUCUGCUGGAUGGACUCUGAGGAGAAACACCACCAGAAGAACCAGAACUCAGUGUGGAGAUGGAUGGGGAAAAGGAUCUGGUUCUAGCUGUACCAUGACCUACAUGGUUCCACAGGACAGUGGAGUUUACUGGUGUGAGUCCAUGGAGGCAGCAGCCAGUCAGAGCAUCAACCUCACUGUUUCUGGUGGAUCAGUGAUCCUGCAGAGUCCUGUCCUCCCUGUGAUGGAGGGAGAUCCCCUCACUCUGAGCUGUCAAUCAAAGCAGGACUCCCCCCUCCCAGCUGCUUUCUAUAAAGAUGGCUCCCUCAUCAGGACUGAGCCCGGAGGUCACAUGACCAUCCUCCAUGUUUCCAGGUCUGAUGAAGGCCUCUACAGGUGUAACAUCAGCAGUCAUGGAGAGUCUCCAUCCAGCUGGAUCUCUGUCACAGUUCUGCUCUCACUGAUGAGCUGCAGAACAAACCAGGUGAAGCUGAACCUGAGUCCCAACAGAUCUCAGUUCUUUAAAGACAAGUCUGUGACUCUGAGCUGUGAGGAUGAAGACAGAUCUGCUGGAUGGACUCUGAGGAGAAACACCACCAGGAGAACCAGAACUCAGUGUGGAGAUGGAUGGGGAAGACCAUCUGGUUCUCGCUGUACCAUCGGCUACAUGGUUCCAGGUGACAGUGGAGUUUACUGGUGUGAGUCCAUGGAGGCAGCAGCCAGUCAGAGCAUCAACCUCACUGUUUCUGGUGGAUCAGUGAUCCUGCAGAGUCCUGUCCUCCCUGUGAUGGAGGGAGAUCCCCUCACUCUGAGCUGUCAAUCAAAGCAGGACUCCCCCCUCCCAGCUGCUUUCUAUAAAGAUGGCUCCCUCAUCAGGACUGAGCCCGGAGGUCACAUGACCAUCCUCCAUGUUUCCAGGUCUGAUGAAGGCCUCUACAGGUGUAGCAUCAGCAGUCAUGGAGAGUCUCCAUCCAGCUGGAUCUCUGUCACAGGUCAGGAUUCUUCUACUGAAAGAGACACACAACAUGAGGAGAGACACACAACAUGAGGAGAGACACACAACAUGAGGAGAGACACACAACAUGAGGAGAGACACACAACAUGAGGAGAGACACACAACAAUCAACUAAGAAGAGACACAAAAUGACUGAAAAUGAACAUGAAAUGAGCAGAAAGAGUCACCUGACCAGAUUCUCUUCUCUCUACAGGUAAACCUAUAACCUCAUCUCCGCCUCCGUCAUCAGCCCCACCUACAACCUCAGCCCUGUCUCCUUCCUCAGCUCCACCCCCUCCCUCAGCUCCGCCCCCUGUCUCCUCCUCCCUCCAUCUUGUCUUCAGGCUGCUCUGCCACCUGGUGGUGUUCUGUCCAUACUUCAUCUCUACUGUCCGCGUGGUGUCUUUGUAUCGACACAGAGCUACAGGAAAUGAUCUUCCUGUUUCCAUGGUGACGGCCCCGCCCACACAGGCUGAGCAGGGAUUGGAUGAUGACUAUGAUGACAUCAUCACUGCUGUGACCACGGAGCAUCAGUUCUGAGCUGAACUCAGGAUCCUCCAAUCAGAAAAUGGUUUCAUUUUAACAACUCAUGUAAUUGUGUUGUUUCCUGUCUUUGUGUUCAUUUUGUAUCAUUGCUGGUGUUUUUAUUUCUGUUUAUUUUGUAUCUUUGUGUUACUUUUGCAUAUUUUUGUGUUAAUUAAAAGAAAAAAAACUAAAAACUAUACUAAAAAAACUAAAAUAUGUGCCAAAGAACAAAAAAAUGGCCUAAAAUUACUCCACAUGCAACACAAAUGACUUAAAUGUGUAAAAAUAUCUGAAGAUUUGUCAAAUUAUUCCAUUAAAUGCCUCCAGAAAACAAGGUGACUCAGUAUUUGUUCAGUGUGACUCAGAAAUUACCAGCAGGUGGCAGGAGAGAGUUUCUGGUUCAACACUGAGACUGGAUUCACUGUUUCCUCAUCACUGAUGUUAGAGCAGAAA
Messenger RNA from Acanthochromis polyacanthus (spiny chromis), 2185 nucleotides. Its product is annotated as Fc receptor-like B. The record is from RefSeq and is a predicted model, not a curated record. Gene Ontology annotation, molecular function: transmembrane signaling receptor activity. Lineage: Eukaryota; Metazoa; Chordata; Actinopteri; Pomacentridae. The transcript has 5 exons. Gene Ontology annotation, biological process: cell surface receptor signaling pathway. The coding region runs from base 329 to 1261 and encodes 310 amino acids.